GGUGGAUCAAAGAUGCAAAGACCUACGUUAUAAACUGCGCCCCGACUCACUCUCUCUCGCUAUCUCUCUCUCUCUCAUCUCAUCUCUGCGAAUUGUAUUCAGAAAAUUCGCAUGUUACUCUAACAUUUCUUCCUCCAUUCCCUCGUCGGUGCAUGUCAAAUUUCAGUCUCUAAAGGUCAGUUAGAUCUGUAAUUUUCUCCUGCAUUUCUUUCUUCUCCAAAUCUUUAUAUCUUUCUUUUCCUUGCUUAGACUUAAUUGAUCUGAUCGUGACCUAGGAUUUUGUUAUUUAGGGUUUACAUCAUUAGAUCUCGAAUCCAUAAUCUCACUGAUUAGGAAAACCCCAAUCAAUUUUGGCUAAUUAGUCCAAUUUCUGAUCUGGGUCUGCCAGAUCCGACGAAAUAUGGGGUCUUUAGGUAAAUCAAUGAUCUUGGUAGUUGUGAUUUGCUUGAUAUUUGAAUCUGGAAAUGGGUUUUAUCUCCCUGGUAGUUACCCUCACAAGUAUGGAGUUGGGGAUACACUUUCAGUGAAGGUGAAUUCUCUGACCUCAAUUGAUACUGAAAUGCCGUUUAGUUACUACAGCUUACCCUUUUGUAAACCCCAAGAGGGUGUUAAAGAUAGUGCUGAGAAUCUUGGUGAGCUUCUUAUGGGUGAUAGGAUUGAGAACUCACCUUAUAGGUUUAAGAUGUACACAAAUGAGACUGAGAUCUUUAUGUGUAAAACUAGCCCUCUUUCUGCUGAUGAGUUUAAGCUCCUGAAGAAGAGGAUUGAUGAGAUGUAUCAGGUUAACUUGAUCCUUGAUAAUCUCCCCGCCAUUCGCUACACCAAGAAAGAUAAUUUCUUGUUGAGGUGGACAGGUUAUCCUGUUGGGAUUAAGGUUCAAGAUGCUUAUUAUGUAUUCAAUCAUUUGAAGCUUACUGUUCUUGUUCGUAAGUAUGAGGAAACCAAUGUGGCUCGUGUGAUGGGCACGGGCGAUGCUGCUGAGAUGAUCCCUGGAGGCAAUGGUGUUGGUGGAUCUGGAGAGCCUGGUUACAUGGUUGUUGGUUUUGAGGUUGUGCCUUGCAGUGUUCAACAUGACAUGAAUGCGAUUAAGGAUUCUAAGAUGUAUGAUAAGUACCCUGGGAAGAUUAAUUGUGAUCCUGCAACCGUGUCAAUGGCAAUUAAGGAAAGUCAACCUAUUGCUUUCACUUAUGAGGUCUCAUUUGUGGAAAGUGAUAUUAAGUGGCCAUCUAGAUGGGAUGCUUACUUGAAGAUGGAAGGUUCCAAGGUUCAUUGGUUUUCUAUCCUCAACUCCUUGAUGGUGAUCACUUUCCUUGCUGGUAUUGUUCUUGUGAUCUUUUUGAGGACUGUUCGCCGAGAUCUUACUCGUUAUGAGGAAUUAGAUAAGGAGGCUCAAGCUCAGAUGAAUGAGGAAUUGUCGGGAUGGAAACUUGUGGUUGGUGAUGUCUUCCGGGCUCCUAGCUAUCCGUCAUUGCUCUGUGUUAUGGUUGGUGAUGGUAUUCAACUUCUUGGGAUGGGUGUUGUGACAAUUAUGUUUGCUGCUCUAGGAUUUAUGUCACCUGCAUCUAGGGGAACUCUUCUCACAGGUAUGGUGUUUUUCUACUUGGUUCUUGGUAUUGCUGCUGGGUAUGUGGCUGUUCGAUUGUGGAGGACUAUUGGUUGUGGGGAUCACAAAGGAUGGGUUUCUGUCUCUUGGAAGGCUGCUUGCUUUUUCCCAGGCAUUGCCUUUUUGAUAUUGACCUUCUUGAAUUUCUUGCUGUGGGGAAGUCAUAGCACAGGAGCAAUCCCAUUCUCUCUCUAUGUUAUCCUUAUCUUGCUCUGGUUUUGCAUCUCCGUUCCUCUCACCUUAAUUGGUGGUUACUUUGGUGCAAAGGCCCCUCACAUUGAAUACCCUGUGCGAACUAAUCAAAUUCCCCGGGAAAUUCCACCUCAGAAAUACCCUUCAUGGUUGUUAGUCCUCGGUGCUGGGACCCUUCCGUUUGGAACCCUCUUCAUUGAGCUUUUCUUCAUCAUGUCUAGCCUUUGGAUGGGCAGAGUUUACUACGUUUUUGGGUUUCUCUUCAUUGUUCUGAUCCUCCUUGUCGUUGUGUGUGCUGAAGUCUCACUUGUUCUAACAUACAUGCAUCUCUGUGUUGAGGACUGGAAAUGGUGGUGGAAGUCUUUCUUUGCCUCUGGUUCAGUGGCGAUAUACAUUUUCCUGUACUCCAUCAACUACCUCAUAUUUGACCUCAAGAGCUUGAGUGGACCUGUGUCUGCUACUCUCUACUUGGGAUAUUCGCUCUUCAUGGUUUUGGCCAUCAUGUUAGUCACGGGUACUGUUGGAUUCCUCUCCUCAUUCUGGUUUGUUCACUACCUUUUCUCCUCCGUGAAGCUGGAUUGAAGCAAUUUGUCAUGCCAUUUCAAGGUUUCUUGCAGAUUUUGUAGGGGUAUCUUUCCUGGUGAAAGAUGGAUGUUCAACCUGCUCCUUUAAUAGAUACUAGUCAUAUUACCCUUUUCAGAUUUACUAAAUUUUUAGGGAAUUUGAUGAAAGAUUUGUAAUAAUAACCUUAAGUUUGAUUUGUUUUAUUACAUGGAGAUACCUGCAUGAAUUUACAUAGUUUCCUUGCAUAUUUAGGGUCUUUUUGCUUCGUCUAGCAUAACAUGGGACGCUUCAGUGUAUUUGAACUUGAAAUUUAAUAGAAAUGAGGAAGUUGAGUUGUUUUUGUUUUUAAA
Messenger RNA from Chenopodium quinoa (quinoa), 2709 nucleotides. Its product is annotated as transmembrane 9 superfamily member 11-like. NCBI's taxonomy places the organism in Eukaryota, Viridiplantae, Streptophyta, Magnoliopsida, Caryophyllales, Amaranthaceae. Gene Ontology annotation, cellular component: membrane. The transcript has a single exon. Gene Ontology annotation, biological process: protein localization to membrane. The coding region runs from base 401 to 2377 and encodes 658 amino acids. The record is from RefSeq and is a predicted model, not a curated record.